Molecule: messenger RNA, 366 nt
Organism: Chondrus crispus (carragheen)
Lineage: Eukaryota; Rhodophyta; Florideophyceae; Gigartinales; Gigartinaceae
Exons: 1
Coding region: 1-366 (121 amino acids)
Source: RefSeq, a predicted model, not a curated record
AUGGGCGGGGUGGGGGUGGGGGCAAGGGGCGGGAAGAGAAGAGAAGAGAAGGGAGGAGGGGUAGAUGUCGAAUGGAGUCAAGAGCAAGUGGACGGGCACAACGGCGGUAAUACAAAUCUCAGAAUUGGGAGCAGAUGGAAAGAAGAGGGAGCCCAGGGGGCGGUUUGGGUACUUCUGGGAGAUUAUUAUGCGGGGACGGCGGUAUUGUGGCCUUCUGAGGCCUCAAACGUCAGAUCUCCUCCGCGACGGACGACCGCGUCAGACGAGCUCGAUUCUACCGUUGGCGCUCCGCCGCUGGGUCGUCCACGGUUGCUAAAUGUCACCACUUGGCCUCCUCCUAUUGGCUUCCAUAGAUAUUAUCUGUAA